AUGGCUGACCAACUGUCGCAGCUGGAAAGCAGCAUAGAAACCAUCAUCAAUAUCUUCCACCAGUACUCUAUACGGCUGCAGCCCCCGGACACCCUGAACAAGAAAGAAUUCAAAGAGCUGGUGAAAAAAGAGCUGCCAAACUUUCUCAAGAAGGAGACGAAGGAUGACAAAGCCAUAAACGAGAUCAUGGAGGACCUGGACACAGAUGUAGACAAGGAGCUGAACUUCCAGGAGUUCUCCGUGCUGGUGGGCAAGCUGACAGAAGCCUCCCACGAGGAGAUGCACAAGACGGCGCCCCCAGGAGUAGGCCACAGGCACGGGCCAGGCUUCAGGGAGGGUGGUUCAGGCCACGGCCACAGCCAUGGCAAUCAUGGCCACAGCCACUAA
This is a messenger RNA of Lipotes vexillifer (Yangtze River dolphin), 387 nucleotides long. RefSeq names its product protein S100-A9. Gene Ontology annotation, molecular function: calcium-dependent protein binding; calcium ion binding. Gene Ontology annotation, biological process: astrocyte development; peptidyl-cysteine S-nitrosylation; chronic inflammatory response. Lineage: Eukaryota; Metazoa; Chordata; Mammalia; Artiodactyla; Lipotidae. The record is from RefSeq and is a predicted model, not a curated record. The transcript is spliced from 2 exons. Bases 1 to 387 code for a protein of 128 amino acids. Gene Ontology annotation, cellular component: cytoplasm; extracellular exosome; nucleus.